AUGUCCGACCCAGCGAUCGGUGCCGGGGCAGCGAGCGCUGCCGGCCCUGGGCUCCGAUCCAUCACCACCGUAAUAGACCCCCGGUCUCUAUCGGAUGAAAUCGCACUUUUUUCGAUUAACGCGUCGAAUCGCCCCCAACCCCCCGCCCGGCGGCCACCGAAACGGCCGACACGAAACAAUAUAAUCAGCCGCGAUUCAGAACGCGGCGCGGCGCAACACCUGACAUUAAAAACGGUGACUGAGCGAAUCGACCGGCGCGGUGGCCAGGAGUCCUUAGGCGCUGGCAAGAAUCAAUGCGACCCGGCCGUAGUGACACCACCCAACACCCUCAAAUGUCGUCUAUUGUUGCAGGUGGGCUCCACGAUGGACAUAUCGAAGUACUCGAUAGAGGAGAAGUACCGCUACGGCAUGUACACGGACCCGUCCCGAGGGUACCUCGACUCGGCCGCGCUCUCCAAGGCCUACAUGUACAUGGACCAGCAGCAGCAGCGCCCGUACCCAGUGGACAUCAGCAAGAUGUACUCGGAGGCGUCGGCCGCCAUGGCGGGGCUGGGCUCCGUCAACUCCUCGUCCAGCCUCUCGCCGCGCUCGCCCGCCGAGUCGCCCGACGUGGCGGCCAAGUCCCAAGCGGAGAGCUCCUCGGGCUCCAACCCCUCGCCGUCGCUGCCUUACUACCAGACCCCCUCCAGCUUACUGAUGCCCCAAUACCCGGGCCAGUACGCGCAGGCCGCGCAAGGCGGGCCCGAAUUCCGCAGGCCCCUGACGGUCAUAUUC
This is a messenger RNA of Iphiclides podalirius (scarce swallowtail), 774 nucleotides long. Lineage: Eukaryota; Metazoa; Arthropoda; Insecta; Lepidoptera; Papilionidae. The record is from the annotation of a GenBank genome assembly.